CUAUUCAUUUCUUAAAUAACAUUAAUGAGAAUAAUAAUGUAAAUUUAUGAGCAAACCUCAACAUUUCAAUAAAAUCACUAUUAUUUUGUAUUAAUAUCGAAAUAAAUCAUUUCAAUGAAAAUCAGUGAUCAUUUCUAUGAAACUCUUGGUUGUUAUGAUACUACAAUUAAAAUAUUCAGAACUAUAUUCCAGUCUUAGUUUCAUUUAUGAUAUCGUAAAAUCCAAUAACCCCAUUCUGCCGCUAAAGAAGGCCUUAUUAAAUUGUUUCAAUUAUAUUAGUAUGGAAAAUGAUAAAAUCAUAAAAUCCCCAGAUGAAUUUACUGAUACAUUUGAAAAUUUUUUAAUGAGAAAGAGUAUAGAAAUUCUACUAAGUUCUGAUGAAAAUAUUAUUACAACGGUUGCAAAGGCUAUAAGCGAAUAUGAGUGUACAAAUUGUGAAUCCAUAGAAAGUACCUACUCGUGUUGUAUUGCAUAUGCUAAGAAGGUUGAUCAUUUAAAACAUAAUAACAAAUAUAAGAACUCGUCUUAUGAAUCUUUGGUUAGAGAUUGGAGUGUUGGCAAAACAAAAGUUUUACCAAAGUUACUUCGAGGAAACAGCAUGAUUGUCGACGAACAAUACGAUCCGGAGGAAUCAUCUGAAAUAGUUGUAUUAGCUGAUAAUACUGAAGACACAGACCACAUUACGAUGAAUAGUUACAUUUAAUAUUUAUAAAUAUUAAUGGAGUACUAAAGAAUUGUGUUAAUUGUACUUUAACUAAUUGAAAAUAUUUCAUUUGUAAAAAUUAUAUAAGACUAUGAAUAAUAAUAAAUUUUCUGUUGUCUAUAA
Daktulosphaira vitifoliae (grape phylloxera) is the source of this 826-nucleotide messenger RNA. RefSeq lists its product as uncharacterized. The transcript has 3 exons. NCBI's taxonomy places the organism in Eukaryota, Metazoa, Arthropoda, Insecta, Hemiptera, Phylloxeridae. Bases 137 to 703 code for a protein of 188 amino acids. The record is from RefSeq and is a predicted model, not a curated record.